GACAUUUAACGUCUCUCCAAGACCAAGCCACGUGUCCAAGUGACGUAAUAUCCACAAGUGGCUUCCUUUAAUUUGGACACUCUCCAAAGUCCAAACCAUAUGCCUUGAUCUUCCUCUAUAUAUACUCUUCAAUUCAUUACCUUAUGAUUUCAUCUCUCAAUUCUAUGUAUGAAUGUUACUCUCCCCAUUUUUCUUCUAUCAAAUAAAAAAAAAAUCAUUAAUUUAUAGACGUUUUAUCAAUAUUAAAAUACAUACAUAAGUCAUAUCAUUUACUUCAUAAAUAAAAUCUAGUACAAUCACGUUAUAACUUGUAACACUAUAGUAAUCGUGUUAUCAUAUGGGGGUGGUGGAGGAUCAACAAUAUGUGUACCCUAGUGCGAAUAUGGAGCAAUGUAAGAGCCGAGUGGCGGUGCCACCACCUCAACCAUUCUUAAACUCUCUACAAGCCUCAUUGAAGGAGACAUUCUUCCCCGACGACCCAUUGAAGCAGUUUAAGAACCAGCCGAGAUCUAGGAAGUUCAUACUAGGGUUGCAAUACUUCUUCCCCUUCCUCGAGUGGGCUCCGAAGUAUAGUUUGGAGCUCUUGAAGUCGGAUCUCAUUGCUGGAGUCACCAUUGCUAGCCUUGCUAUCCCUCAAGGGAUCAGCUAUGCUAAACUUGCUAACUUACCCCCAGUCCUUGGCCUAUAUUCUAGUUUUGUUCCACCAUUGGUGUACGCGAUGAUGGGGAGCUCUAGAGACUUGGCUGUGGGUACAGUCGCGGUGGCAUCACUCUUGACAGGGUCUAUGCUAAGCACCGUCGUGAAUCCAACCAAGGAUCCCAAACUAUUUCUUCAUCUUGCAUUUACAGCCACCCUUGUUGCUGGAGUUUUCCAAACUUCUUUAGGCCUUUUGAGGUUAGGGUUCAUAGUAGAUUUUCUAUCACAUGCAGCAAUAGUGGGAUUCAUGGGAGGAGCAGCAACAGUGGUGUGCUUGCAACAGCUCAAGGGAAUUUUUGGACUUACUCAUUUCACACAAUCCACAGAUCUCAUCAAUGUUAUGCACUCUGUCUUUUCUCAAGAACACCAGUGGAGAUGGGAAAGUGUGGUAUUGGGAUGUUGCUUCCUCUUCUUCCUGCUUCUCACUAGAUUCUUUAGCAAAAGAAAACCAAAGUUGUUUUGGAUAUCAGCAAUGGCUCCUUUGACAUCGGUUAUAUUGGGAAGCCUACUUGUUUAUCUCACCCAUGCUGAAAAACAUGGUAUCCAAGUGAUAGGUUACUUAAAGAAGGGUAUAAAUCCACCAUCCUUUGGUGACUUUGUAUUCAUUUCUCCUUACUUUCCGGUGGCUCUCAAAACCGGAAUCAUUACCGGUGUCAUUGCUAUGGCUGAAGGAGUUGCUGUAGGAAGAAGCUUUGCCAUGUUUAAGAAUUACAAUAUUGAUGGUAACAAAGAAAUGAUUGCCUUUGGCAUGAUGAACAUUUUUGGGUCUUGCACCUCUUGCUACCUUACCACUGGUCCAUUUUCAAGAUCAGCGGUGAACUACAAUGCAGGGUGUAAAACAGCAGUUUCAAACAUAGUCAUGUCAGUGGCAGUAAUGAUCACAUUAUUGUUCUUAACACCAUUGUUCUAUUACACUCCUCUUGUAGUACUUUCAUCCAUUAUCAUCUCUGCCAUGCUCGGACUCAUAGAUUAUGAGGCUGCUAUCCAUUUGUUGAAGAUUGACAAAUUCGAUUUUAUGGUUUGUAUGAGUGCCUACAUUGGUGUGGUCUUUGGUAGUGUUGAAACUGGCCUAGUGGUCGCGGUUGCAUUUUCUGUGCUAAGGUUGUUACUAUUUGUAGCAAGACCAAGAACUUUUGUUAUGGGCAAUGUGCCAAAUUCGAUUAGUUAUCGAAGCAUUGACCAAUACCCUGCGGCUCAAACUGUCCCUGGGAUACUCAUACUUGAAAUUGGUGCUCCUAUAUUCUUUGCCAAUGCUACUUACUUAAGAGAUAGAAUCAUAAGGUGGAUUCACGAAGAAGAAGAUAGGUUAAAAUCAUCCGGAGAGGCCAAUUUACAUUAUGUGAUUUUGGAUAUGAGUGCGGUUGGAAGCAUUGAUACGAGUGGAAUCAACAUGUUUGAAGAACUUAAGAAGGUUAUGGACAGAAGAGAUCUCAGGCUUGUAUUGGCAAAUCCGGGAGGAGAAGUAAUGAAGAAAUUACAAAGAUCGAAAGUAGUAGAAUUGUUAGGAGAAGAAUGGAUACAUUUGACUGUUGGAGAGGCAGUUGGAAAAUGCACAUACAUGUUGCAUACAUAUAACCCAAAGUCAACUCCGAAGUCAAUGGGUGAUCAAUUAGAGACAUGCACCAGCAACAAUGUUUGAAUUUAGCAACAGAAAUUUGCAAUUAUUUGUUGAUAUAUUGAUAUAAUUAGUUGAUUACUAGUGCAUCAAAAUGAUGCAAUAGUAUGUAAUUUAUAAGCCUUAAUAAGCUUCAAAAUUAUGUUUAAUCUUAAAUUGUAGCCAUUACAAGCUAUUUGAUUUGUAGUCGUCUUUGAAUCAAUUUGUGACAAAUAUUGUUCGUGGAUAUAGAAUU
Molecule: messenger RNA, 2546 nt
Organism: Chenopodium quinoa (quinoa)
Lineage: Eukaryota; Viridiplantae; Streptophyta; Magnoliopsida; Caryophyllales; Amaranthaceae
Product: sulfate transporter 3.1-like
Exons: 12
Coding region: 338-2335 (665 amino acids)
Biological process (GO): transmembrane transport
Cellular component (GO): membrane
Molecular function (GO): secondary active sulfate transmembrane transporter activity
Source: RefSeq, a predicted model, not a curated record